CCCAGGAAGGAGAGGGGCCUCCUGCAAUGGAGCAUAUGAGAAUGGGGGUGGGGAGAAGAGAUUCAGAGCACAUUCCAGAGGAAGCUCUACAAAGGAUCAUUUCAACUCUGGCAAAUAAAAAUGAUGAAAUUCAGAACUUUAUUGAUACACUAAAUCAAACACUAAAAGGAGUACAGGAAAAUUCUUCUAACAUACUUUCGGAGUUAGAUGAAGAAUUUGAUAGUUUAUAUUCUAUUUUGGAUGAGGUGAAGGAAAGUAUGAUUAACAGUAUCAAGCAGGAACAAGCUCGUAAAUCACAAGAAUUACAGAGUCAGCUCAGUCAAUGUAAUAAUGCCUUGGAGAACUCAGAAGAACUACUAGAAUUUGCAACACGGUCAUUAGAUAUAAAGGAACCUGAAGAAUUUUCAAAGGCUGCCAGACAGAUCAAGGAUAGAGUAACAAUGGCUUCAGCCUUUCGCCUUUCUUUGAAACCAAAGGUCAGUGACAACAUGACUCAUUUAAUGGUGGAUUUUUCUCAGGAAAGACAGAUGCUGCAAACUUUGAAGUUUUUGCCUGUCCCUAAAGCUCCAGAGAUAGAUCCAGUAGAGUGUUUGGUGGCAGACAAUUCUGUAACAGUAGCUUGGAGAAUGCCAGAAGAAGAUAAUAAGAUUGAUCACUUUAUACUAGAACAUCGGAAAACUAAUUUUGAUGGACUUCCACGUGUAAAGGAUGAGCGAUGCUGGGAGACAAUUGAUAAUAUUAAGGGUACUGAAUAUACACUGUCAGGCUUGAAGUUUGAUUCAAAAUAUAUGAAUUUCAGAGUACGAGCUUGUAACAAAGCUGUAGCUGGAGAGUAUUCUGAUCCAGUGACUCUAGAGACCAGAGCAUUAAACUUCAGUUUGGAUAACUCCUCAUCCCAUUUGAACCUGAGAGUUGAAGAUACCUGUGUAGAGUGGGAUCCUACUGGAGGAAAAGGUCAAGAAAACAAAAUGAAAGGGAAAGAGAAUAAAGGCAGUGUCCAUGUUACUUCACUGAAGAAACAUACAAGAAGUGGCACACCAUCCCCUAAACGGACAUCUAUAGGCUCCAGGCCACCAGCAGUAAGAGGCAGCAGAGAUCGUUUUACUGGGGAGUCAUACACAGUGCUGGGAGACACUGCUAUUGAAAGUGGACAACAUUACUGGGAGGUCAAGGCCCAGAAGGAUUGUAAAUCCUACAGCGUGGGAGUAGCAUAUAAGACUUUGGGGAAAUUUGACCAAUUAGGAAAGACAAACACUAGUUGGUGUAUCCAUGUCAACAACUGGCUACAAAACACAUUUGCAGCAAAGCAUAAUAAUAAAGUCAAAGCCUUGGAUGUUGCUGUUCCUGAGAGAAUAGGUGUAUUUUGUGAUUUUGAUGGGGGUCAACUUUCUUUCUAUGAUGCAAGCUCAAAACAGUUGUUGUAUUCCUUUAAGACAAAAUUUACUCAGCCGGUACUACCUGGUUUCAUGGUUUGGUGUGGUGGACUUUCUUUGAAUACUGGGAUGCAGGUGCCAAGUGCUGUGAGAACACUUCAGAAAAGUGAAAAUGGCAUGACGGGUUCAGCUAGCAGCCUCAACAAUGUUACUCAGUAAUGCUUACUCAGAAUAUGUUUACCCCCUUUUUGAUUGGGUGGCCUUUUCUGUGCAGUUACUAAUCCCAGAAAUUUCUGAGUGGUGGAAAUCAGGUUUGCUACACUCUGCUUUAAGGCCUGGAAUGUAUUAGCAUUAAGCAUCUAGUACAAAAUACUCACAGGAACCUACUGUGCAGGAUCAUCAAGCAAGCAGAUACCACACAAGAAACUGAUGUUUUAAAGAGUAAAUGGGAAGAAAGGCAGUGUUAAAAUAGUUAUAUAAAACUCAUUUUUUUGUGUGUUUCUUGGGUUACUUUGGCUCUUCUGAUAUGUUUAGUUACAUAUGGUAGCCCUAGGACCUGAGAGGAAAGCGUUAAAUUUUGUUGUCUUUCCUCUAUACUUUAUCUCAUCACACUGUUACUAGGUUCAUACACUGAAGCUUUAAAAAAAAAAAAAAAAAAAAGGUCUUCUAAGGUUUUCUAAAAAUUGAAAUAAUUGGUUCAGGAUGCUAGAAUGGCUUUCUUACAAUGGUUUGUUUUUCUCCUUUUAAAUAAGUUUGAGUUUUGCUAAAUUAUCCUCUUUUGUUUACUGACUAGAUUGUGUGUCAUUUUCUCUUUUCUGAAUGUCGUGAUAUUUCUCUUAUGGUUAAAACUCAAAAUAGAGUGAAUAGGAAGAGUUUCUAGACAUAGUUGCUUAAAAAUCACCAAUACUAAAAAAAUAAAAAAUAAAUAAAAAAAUCACCAAUACUUUAGUUUUUACCAGCUGCACUAACAGCGGCAAAGGGAUAUGCUUUGUAUGUUGCCUUGUUUAAGUAGACUUCUUUUCACUCCAUCAUUUUGGAUGAUGGAUAAAAUUUUUAAAAGCUUUCUAUUUUCUGAUUUUGUUGUCUAAUUCAAUACUACCUUUAAUAGUUAUCUUGGUAAAAUUCCCACUUGAAUUUGAUAAUAAUUGAUAACUAUACUGAUUUUUAAUAUUUUAAGUAGGAAUGAAAUUUUAUUAAAGUUAUACAUUAGGUAGAAAAACCUACACCAUUUAUGUUUCAUCUCAGAAGGCUAGGUUAUAAAGGAAGGUGCCUGAAACUAUACUGAAGUCAUUAAUGUCUGGUUUUUAGUAAGAUUUGGAAGGGUUUAAACAAAUGUUUUGAAAAAAGGUCUACAUAUCUCUUUCACUUACUUGCCACAUGAAUUUUUCAAACAUAACUAUUCAGAUGUUAUUUUUCUUUUAAUCCUUUUGCAACAUUCGUUUAUUUCCUAAAGGGGUAUAAUUCUUCCAAAAAUUAUCAUAGACAAAUCUUUCCCAAACUUAGGGAAAAUGUGUUAAACAUAAAACACAUGGUUAUUGAGCAGAACGUAUCUAUUAUUUAAAGGUUGGUUAAAAUUUGUUAUACAAGUUCUUUGAGCCAAACUGAAAGUUGUGAUUACAGUAUUUAAGGAUUCUUUGAGCAUUUUGAGUGGUCUCUGGAUUUUUACUUUCUCAUGUUGACUUUCAUUCUAAUUUUAAGUAUAUUGUGCUAGCAAACUUCUCCCAAGAAGUGAUUGUUGCUGCUUACAGCUGAGUUGUCUAUUAUAGAAAGGCCUGUUGAAUAGGUAUAGUGGAUUCUCUCCUAUUAAAGUUUACUGCUUACUGUUAGGAUGUUUUGUUCAUUGGUAAAACAAACCUAAAUGAGAAAAUUCCUUUGAACUGGCUAUUAUUUUUCUAGAAGACAUUUAUAUCUUCUCUAGUGUCUCAUGACAUAUUGGUACUUUUAAAGACCAAUGCAGUUGGGAGAAUGAAGUAUGUCAAUAGAUAUCCUUUUGAUUCUCCAAACAAAGUAGAAUUUUGGGUUUUGUUCUUCUUAAAGAUCUUCAAAAAAUUGUUUGGACGUUCUUUUCCUUACAAUGGGGUUAUUCUAGGAACUAAGGAAACAGGCAGUUAAAAUUAUCUUUCAUAGAGUCAAAUCUGAAAGCAGUGAGUGGAAUGGCUUUCUGCGAACAUUUACACGUGUAUAUUUUAGCAAAAAUGACACACAAAAUGCCAGAUGUUCUUGUAUAAAAUUUUUUACUAUUACGUCUUACAUAAUUGUGUCUUCUCUUUAAUUCAGUGCCUUCUUCCUCUAAGCGUGCUCUUGCUCCAUGCCCCAUGCAGUGUCAACUGAUAUUUAAGCCAGAGACCAUUAUGUUAUACUGGUUAGGGCCUUCUAUUUGCAGGGGUGUGGAGAAGAGGAAAUAUUAAUCAGGGGCUGGAGGAGUGCAUAUGAUUCUUUCCUGUGCUCAUGCCAUCAUUUGAAAACUUUCAUAUAAAAUUUUCUAAUAUUCAUUUGGAAAAUUCAUUUGAAGUAAUAACAGUUAUGACUUCAUUAUAAGAAUCUGAGAUUACCCUCUUACUGUGCUUCUUCUUAAAGGUCUCUAUUAAGAACAAAAUGUGUAGGGUUUUAAGUUUAUAUGUGUUAAACUGGAAAAGUUUGCCACCUUCAUUUUCAAAAUAGAAAAUAAUCAACUGUAGUGCCUAUUUAAAAAGUCUCACAUUAAGGUAACUAAAUAUAUAACAUUUUCAUUUGAAUUAAAAAAUAUUGAGCCUUUUUGCUUAAUUCAAUGCAUUAUGGGAAGGCAGUAUACCCUUUCAGAUGUUCUUUAUUAGUUUAUUUACUCUUUGUUGUGACAGGUCAAACAUGAUUGCUUUCUGUAAAAGAAAUGCAUGAGAGGUUGACGGUAAUGGAUGUAUCAUAGGUAUAAAAAAUUGUUUUAUAAAAACAUGCGUUCAGUAUUGCAUUUCUCUUUUAGCAGUUGAAUCCCAAACCAGUUUUGGUAAACUGGAUAAAGGAAUGAAGGAAUUGCCUUAAGCACUUUAGAAUAAGAAUUUUUUCACAAUUGAUUUUGAUUAUUUGGGCUUACCAUGUCACAUACAUCUUUAACUUGGUAAAUAUGUAUAUAUCAAGCAUUUAAUAACUGAGCGCACAUAGCAAUUUAAUAUACAGUAAUUCUUUGAAUGUUCCAGGUGUAGGUAAACAAAUUGAUAGUAUUAGAAGUGUGCCUGUCUGUACAUGGGUUUUAUUGAUGGCAUCUGUAACAUGUUGACAAACCCAGCCACUGUACAGCUAGACUUGGCCUACUUAGUUCUGCAAAGAGUAAUUUUUUCCCAUAUUAUCAUCUAAAGAAACACAUUGGCUUGGUUUUGUUUACUCAUUUGUUGAAUUAAAGUAUAAACAGUAUCAUGUAUAAUUUGAAUUUUUUGUAACUGAUUCUUGGGUGGUACAAAUAAUAAAAGUAAAUAAUUUGUAAUGAAAGUUUAA
This is a messenger RNA of Canis lupus familiaris (dog), 4838 nucleotides long. It is a transcript of the gene FSD1L, whose product is annotated as fibronectin type III and SPRY domain containing 1 like. Gene Ontology annotation, molecular function: protein binding. The transcript is spliced from 14 exons. Bases 27 to 1592 code for a protein of 521 amino acids. Lineage: Eukaryota; Metazoa; Chordata; Mammalia; Carnivora; Canidae. The record is from RefSeq and is a predicted model, not a curated record.